GAAGAUGAAGUAGAGCUCUGACCAUGGACCAUGAUGCCCCCACGAUAAGGCCCCGCCGUAUCCAGAACCAGAAUGUCAUCCACCGCCUGGAGCGCCGCCGGAUCAGCUCAGGCAAAGCUGGCACGCACUGGCACCAAGUCCGUGUCUUCCACCAGAACGUCUUCCCCAACUUCACUGUGGUCAACGUGGAAAAGCCGCCCUGCUUCUUGCGCAAGUUCUCCCCCGAUGGCCGCUACUUCAUUGCCUUCUCCUCGGACCAGACCUCUCUGGAGAUCUAUGAGUAUCAAGGCUGCCAGGCGGCAGAAGACCUCCUGCAAGGCUAUGAGGGAGAGAUCCUGGCCAACGGCAAUGACCAAAGGUCUGUCAACAUCCGGGGGCGGCUCUUUGAACGCUUCUUUGUCCUGCUCCAUAUCACCAAUGUGGCCUCCAACGGGGAGCACUUGAACCGUGAGUGCAGCUUGUUCACUGAUGACUGUCGGUAUGUGAUCGUCGGGUCUGCCGCGUACCUGCCUGAGGAGCCUCACCCUCCCUUCUUUGAGGUUUACCGCAACAGCGAGUCGGUGACCCCUAAUCCCCGGUCCCCCUUGGAGGAUUAUUCCUUGCAUAUCAUAGACCUCCACACAGGCAGACUCUGUGACACGCGAACUUUCAAAUGUGACAAAGUCAUCCUGUCUCACAACCAGGGGCUGUACCUCUAUAAGAACAUCUUGGCGAUUCUCUCUGUGCAGCAACAGACUAUCCAUGUCUUUCAAGUAACACCUGAGGGUACAUUCAUCGACGUACGGACUAUCGGCCGCUUCUGCUAUGAGGAUGAUCUCCUGACGCUGUCUGCAGUGUAUCCUGAGGUGCAGCGGGACACUCAGACGGGUAUGGCCAACCCUUACAAAGAGCCCUUCAUAAACUCGUUGAAGCACAGGCUGCUGGUGUACCUGUGGAGAAGGGCUGAGCAGGAUGGAAGUGCUAUAGCAAAAAGAAGGUUCUUCCAGUACUUUGAUCAGUUGAGGCAGCUCCGCAUGUGGAAGAUGCAGCUUUUGGAUGAGAACCAUCUAUUUAUCAAAUACACUAGUGAAGAUGUGGUCACGCUGCGGGUGACGGAUCCUUCCCAGCCUUCGUUCUUCGUUGUGUACAACAUGGUGACCACAGAGGUUAUUGCUGUAUUCGAGAAUACGUCUGAUGAGUUGCUGGAGCUGUUUGAGAACUUCUGUGACCUCUUCAGGAACGCCACCCUGCACAGUGAGGCGGUCCAGUUCCCCUGCUCAGCUUCCAGCAACAACUUUGCCAGGCAGAUCCAGCGCCGCUUCAAAGACACUAUCGUGAAUGCCAAGUAUGGAGGGCACACGGAGGCUGUGCGGAGACUGCUGGGCCAGCUCCCGAUCAGCGCCCAGUCGUACAGUGGCAGCCCUUACCUCGACCUCUCCCUUUUCAGCUAUGAUGACAAGUGGGUGUCAGUCAUGGAGCGGCCCAAGACCUGCGGUGAUCACCCUAUAAGAUUUUACGCUCGUGAUUCUGGCCUCCUGAAGUUUGAGAUCCAGGCGGGACUCCUGGGGCGACCCAUCAAUCACACAGUGCGACGCCUGGUUGCGUUCACCUUCCACCCCUUCGAGCCCUUUGCCAUCUCAGUGCAGCGCACUAACGCAGAGUACGUGGUUAACUUCCACAUGAGGCACAGCUGCACGUAG
Molecule: messenger RNA, 1679 nt
Organism: Phaethon lepturus (White-tailed tropicbird)
Lineage: Eukaryota; Metazoa; Chordata; Aves; Phaethontiformes; Phaethontidae
Gene: DET1
Product: de-etiolated homolog 1 (Arabidopsis)
Exons: 4
Coding region: 24-1679 (551 amino acids)
Biological process (GO): positive regulation of proteasomal ubiquitin-dependent protein catabolic process; protein ubiquitination
Cellular component (GO): cullin-RING ubiquitin ligase complex; nucleus
Molecular function (GO): ubiquitin-like ligase-substrate adaptor activity; ubiquitin protein ligase binding
Source: RefSeq, a predicted model, not a curated record